Molecule: messenger RNA, 570 nt
Organism: Vanderwaltozyma polyspora DSM 70294
Lineage: Eukaryota; Fungi; Ascomycota; Saccharomycetes; Saccharomycetales; Saccharomycetaceae
Gene: IMP1
Product: endopeptidase catalytic subunit IMP1
Exons: 1
Coding region: 1-570 (189 amino acids)
Cellular component (GO): membrane; mitochondrial inner membrane peptidase complex
Molecular function (GO): serine-type endopeptidase activity
Source: RefSeq, a predicted model, not a curated record
AUGUCUUCUGCUGCUGCGUCUUUAAAACCUUUUACAAGUGCCUUUUCAUAUACAAUACGAGCAAUCUGUUUUCUUCAUAUUACCCAUAGCUAUAUCUAUGAAUUUACUGAAACAAGAGGUGAAUCGAUGUUACCUACUUUAGCUGCAGAAAACGAUUAUGUGCAUGCUAUAAAGAAGUAUAAAGAUGGUAAAGGAUGCCAGAUUGGUGAUUGUAUAGUAGCAGCAAAACCUACUGAUCCAAGCCAUCGAGUUUGCAAGAGAAUAACAGGUAUGCCUGGAGAUUAUAUAUUGAUUGAUCCAAGUUUGAAUGCUAUUCGUGAAGGUACGGAUUUGGAUGAACCAUUUGAAUCAUAUAUUCAAGUUCCAGACGGUCAUGUUUGGGUUACUGGUGAUAACCUCUCUCAUUCUCUCGAUUCAAGGACAUACAAUUCAAUUCCGAUGGGCUUAAUAAAAGGUAAAAUCGUUGCAGCAAAUGAUUUCAACAAACCCUUUUGGAACGGUUCAUUAACUAACAUUUUAGGUUUCAGGUGGAUUAAAAACAUAUAUGUUGAAGAAAGUAACGAUAAUUAA